Molecule: messenger RNA, 2586 nt
Organism: Penicillium cataractarum
Lineage: Eukaryota; Fungi; Ascomycota; Eurotiomycetes; Eurotiales; Aspergillaceae
Product: M protein repeat protein
Exons: 3
Coding region: 1-2586 (861 amino acids)
Cellular component (GO): Golgi apparatus; endoplasmic reticulum
Source: RefSeq, a predicted model, not a curated record
AUGGCGCAAAACUCGCAGGCCCCUAAGUCCAAAUGGGGCGUGGGCAGUUUCUUUCAGCAAGCCGUUGCGGGCGUCGAAUCGCGUUUGGAUAAUAUAUUGAUGGACCAGGAGGACGCUCAGAAAGCGAAACCCAAAGAGGCGGAAAUUACAGCGUCGCCAAUUUCAAGAUCUCCCGCUGGCUCAAUUUCGCGAAGCUCGUCUAAUGCGCGCAGGAAUGAUCGACUCCAAGAACGUCUCGCGCGAGCUGUGGUCAAGUCAAACACAGCGAACCGGAACUCACAAUCUUCCCCUGGGCAGAUCUCAUCGACAGCAGCCAGUCCAGCGCCGAGCAAUGAUGCGCGAUCAAGUUUGGACAUCGAUGCAAGUCUUGCGGCCGCUUCAGGCAUUUCAGAUGAUCUGAAGAGCCAUCCACUAGAUGGAGAGAGCGUCACAAGCCAUGCAAGUGCGACUAGAACAAGCCACGAAUCGGAUAGAUCUACACGUCAAUCUAUCGAAGCAUUCAGAGCAGAAUCUUUGCCUAGGGCCUCAAUUGAGAUAGAUGAGCAGUCUUCGAAAUUAGGGAGAAUGAGCUUGGAUCUGCCAAGUUCACAACGAAGUGAAUUAUCUGGUGGGCGUGCAUCCGGGGAAAGCACUCGGAUAAGCGUUGACACACCGUCCGAGUCUCGAACGAGUGAAGACAAUGGAGCCGAGUCCCAGUGGCAACAAGAGAGAUAUGAGUAUAUGGCACGCAUUGACGAGCUUCAGAGAAAUUUGGAGAAUUUGGCAGGAGAGGCUGCCAAGUCGGCAAAGGAUGCUGCCGCUGCCGCUUCUCCGGGGAGCCGCGAGAAAGAGCUCGAAGAAACCAGGGAGAAGUACGCGUUGCUAAUGAAAGAGGGUCAGAAGCUGGAAUCGGAGGCGGCGAACUCUCGCACUGCAGUGAGAAGAUUGAGGCAACAACUUGCCGAAAAUUCGAAAUCACAGAUCGAAAUGAAGAGAAAGACGGAGAAGUUGGAGAGAGAUUUGCUUAACACCGAGAGCAGAGCAAAACGAGCUGAAGCGGCAGAGAAGCGGGCAAACGACUCAUUAUCAACUCAUACCAAGACGGCCAAAGAUCUCGAAGCCGUGACAAAUGAGCGUGACGCUUUGAACCAAACUGUACGCGAAAUGAAGGCACAAAUCAGCCGAGCGGUCGCGCGUGCCGAAGCCGCCGAAGCCAAAGCCCACUCGGAUGCCUUGGAGAAGGAGAAGCGAAGAGCAGAUGAGCUCGAAGAGGAGUUGUCAAACACCAAAAUCGAGCUUGAUAUCAGUCAGGCAACGUCGAAGAAAGAGAUUACAGAUCUCAAGGAGACGGUUGACCAGGAGAAAGAGAGAGCCCGCUUGCUUGAGGUUGAGUUGAAGGGAGAGCAAUCAGCUUUGGAAAGCAAGAUGGAAAGCUUGCGUGCCCGUGCAGAGGAAGCCUCUUCCGGGGCCACUGGAGAGACGCAGGCCAAGUUGCUACGCCAAAUCGAGACCUUGCAGACGCAAUAUUCUGUUGCUAGUGAGAACUGGCACACUUUGGAAGGCUCCUAUAUUUCCCGGCUCGAUGCCGCAGAAAAGGAACGUGACCAGGCUGGAGAUAGGGAGAAGGAGCUACGAAAGAAACUUCGGGAAAUGACCCUCAAAGUCAAGGAGCUAGAAGAGGAGUUAGAGAAUGCCAAGGAAGCCGAGCAUGACUUGGAAAGUCAACUCGAGACGCGUGUGCAAGAUCUUCAGAAGGUGCGGCAAAAGCUCCAGAGUGCAACCGACGAGGUCACUUCUGCGCAAAAGGAGCUAGUCGAGCAGAAGAAGGCGUGGGAUGCAAACUGGGCACAAAAACUUGAAGAAGAACGUGCCAGAUGGAGAGAGCAAGUGAAUAGCUUGCAACAGCCUCGUGGAAUCUCACCCGUCCCGUCCACUCGCCGUUCGAGCAACCUCGACACUCUGCCAUCCAUUCUCUCAGACUACCGUCCCACCAGUCGACGCUCGUCUACAUUGCCCCCGGGCUCACCAGACAUUGGCACACCGCCGCGCCAAAAUUCAUAUCCAACCUCAAUCGCUCAAGGAACUCUCUCCCCGCCCCCAAUCAGCACUACGAUGGGCCCUCCAUCUAUGAUUCUGGAAACCCCCUCAAUCACUUUUGAACCAGAUGAGUUCUUCAGCUCUGGCGACCCCGCCACGCCAUCCGCCUACGGCGGCACGCAAGCAGGUCCUUCACGCGGUAUCAACGACAUCAUCUCGGAAUCAACUGUCGGUGCUGGUCCAUCUGUGCAGUUAGUUGAGCGCAUGAGUGCUACUGUCCGCCGACUGGAGAGCGAGCGCGCAGGGUCCAAAGAUGAGCUCGCACGGGUCACAACUCAACGUGAUGAGUCUAGACAGCAGGUCGUCGAUCUCAUGCGUGAGCUUGAAGAGAAGAAGACUGCCGACUCUCGAGUGGAGGAGCUCGAAGCUAAGCUUGCUGAUAUCGACCAGCGAUACUUGACAACUCUUGAGAUGCUAGGCGAGAAGAGCGAACAGGUCGAGGAGCUUCAGGCUGAUAUUGCUGAUCUGAAGAAGAUCUAUCGGGAGUUGGUCGAUAGCACGAUGAAAUGA